AUGUAUGAGGCGAUCUCGGAUCUGUGGCAGGAGAUCGAGUCGGUCUUCUCGCACGAGUCGCUGGCGGCGGUCAGACUGGAGGCGGCGGGUGCACUGGGGAAGAUCGGGGAGGCGGUUAGGGUUAUGCUGGCCCAAUUCGAGGCGGCGAUCAAGAAGGACUCCUCGAAAGCGCCGUCCAGCGGCGGCGUCCACCCGCUCGCCCGCUACGUGAUGAAUUUCCUAGUUUUCAUCGCCGAUUACAGCGGGGCGGUUUCCGACAUAAUCGGCGAAUUUCCGGUGAGUGCACGGACGCCUUUGCCGGAAGCGUAUUUCUCUAGCCCCAUCUCCGGCAGCGGAGAUGAUCCGUCGGCGGCGGAGAUCACUGCUAGGCUGGCGUGGCUCGUCCUCGUCCUCCUGUGCAAGCUCGACGCCAAGGCGGUGGACUACAACGACGUGGCACUGUCCUAUUUGUUUCUGGCCAACAACCUGAACUACGUCGUUUCGAAGAUCCGCAACUCCAAUCUGGGGCUCCUAAUUGGGAUCGAGUGGAUCUUGAAGAACCGGUCAAAGGUGAACCAGUACUUGGCCAAAUACGAGAGGAUGGGUUGGAGUGAAGUGAUCUCCUCACUGCCUGACGAUCCAACGGCUGAGAUUAGUCCGCAGGAGGCCAAGGAACGGUUUAGACGGUUCAACCAGGGUUUUGAGAAAGCAUACAAGAAGCAGAUAUCAUGGGUCAUACCCGACCCGAAAGUACGGGACGAGGUCAAAAUAUCCCUUGCCAAGAAAAUUGUCCCCAGCUAUCGGGCCUUGUACCGGAAACAUCGAGAAUAUUACAGCGUGGAGGUUGGCGUAGAGGCAAUUGUCAGAUAUGCCCCCGAGGAUUUGGACAAUUACUUGUCGGACUUAUUUUUCGCUGAUGCUGGUGGGACCGGUGGAAGUACGACGCCGUCAUAUGGGAGUUCGAAAUUAUCUUCGCAUGGUCGUUGA
Striga hermonthica is the source of this 966-nucleotide messenger RNA. The record is from the annotation of a GenBank genome assembly. Lineage: Eukaryota; Viridiplantae; Streptophyta; Magnoliopsida; Lamiales; Orobanchaceae.